This is a messenger RNA of Lagopus leucura (white-tailed ptarmigan), 2015 nucleotides long. RefSeq names its product insulin like growth factor 2 mRNA binding protein 1 (gene IGF2BP1). The record is from RefSeq and is a predicted model, not a curated record. The transcript has 15 exons. Gene Ontology annotation, cellular component: cytosol; cytoplasm; nucleus. Bases 12 to 1742 code for a protein of 576 amino acids. NCBI's taxonomy places the organism in Eukaryota, Metazoa, Chordata, Aves, Galliformes, Phasianidae. Gene Ontology annotation, biological process: nervous system development; regulation of gene expression. Gene Ontology annotation, molecular function: mRNA 3'-UTR binding.
CGGCAGCCACCAUGAACAAGCUGUACAUCGGGAACCUAAACGAGAGCGUGACUCCGGCCGACUUGGAGAAAGUCUUCAACGACCACAAGAUCUCUUUCAGCGGGCAGUUCCUGGUUAAGUCCGGCUAUGCCUUUGUGGACUGCCCCGACGAACAGUGGGCCAUGAAAGCCAUCGAAACUUUUUCGGGGAAAGUGGAGCUGCAUGGAAAACAGCUAGAGAUUGAACACUCAGUACCUAAAAAGCAAAGGAGCCGGAAGAUUCAAAUCCGAAAUAUCCCACCCCAGCUGCGAUGGGAGGUUCUGGAUGGCUUGCUAGCACAAUAUGGCACUGUAGAAAACUGUGAGCAAGUGAACACAGACAGUGAGACCGCUGUGGUUAAUGUCACCUACACAAACCGGGAGCAGACCAGGCAAGCCAUCAUGAAGCUGAACGGGCACCAGCUGGAGAACCACGUGCUGAAGGUCUCCUACAUCCCUGAUGAGCAGUCAGUGCAGGGCCCAGAGAAUGGGCGCCGGGGUGGCUUUGGGGCCCGAGGUGCCCCCCGGCAGGGUUCCCCUGUCACAGCAGGGGCUCCAGUGAAGCAGCAGCCCGUGGACAUCCCGCUCCGUCUGCUGGUGCCCACACAGUAUGUGGGUGCCAUCAUUGGCAAAGAAGGGGCCACCAUCAGGAACAUUACCAAGCAGACACAGUCCAAGAUUGAUGUUCACCGUAAGGAGAACGCAGGAGCUGCAGAAAAAGCCAUCAGCAUCCACUCCACCCCUGAGGGCUGCUCUGCUGCCUGCAAAAUGAUCUUGGAGAUCAUGCAGAAGGAGGCAAAGGACACAAAGACAGCUGAUGAAGUGCCUCUGAAAAUCUUGGCCCAUAACAACUUUGUGGGGCGCCUGAUUGGCAAAGAAGGGAGAAACUUGAAGAAAGUGGAGCAGGAUACGGAGACAAAGAUCACCAUUUCAUCCUUGCAGGACCUGACCCUGUACAACCCUGAAAGAACGAUCACAGUGAAGGGCUCUAUCGAGAACUGCUGCAAAGCAGAGCAGGAGAUCAUGAAGAAAGUGAGAGAAGCCUAUGAGAACGAUGUCGCAGCCAUGAGCCUGCAAUCUCAUCUCAUCCCUGGCCUUAACCUGGCUGCUGUCGGCCUCUUCCCUGCCUCCUCCAACGCAGUACCUCCUCCUCCCAGCAGUGUCUCCGGGGCUGCUCCAUACAGCUCCUUCAUGCCUCCCGAGCAGGAGACCGUACACGUCUUCAUCCCUGCCCAAGCAGUCGGUGCCAUCAUUGGCAAGAAGGGCCAGCACAUCAAGCAGCUCUCCCGGUUCGCAAGUGCCUCUAUUAAGAUUGCACCCCCGGAGACGCCGGACUCCAAAGUGCGCAUGGUGGUCAUCACAGGCCCUCCAGAAGCUCAGUUCAAGGCGCAAGGCAGGAUUUAUGGGAAGCUGAAGGAGGAGAACUUCUUUGGGCCGAAGGAAGAAGUGAAGCUGGAGACACACAUCCGUGUCCCCGCCUCGGCUGCAGGGAGGGUUAUUGGCAAAGGGGGCAAAACUGUCAAUGAGCUGCAGAACCUGACGGCUGCAGAGGUGGUGGUUCCACGGGAUCAGACCCCUGAUGAGAACGAGCAGGUCAUUGUGAAGAUCAUCGGGCACUUCUAUGCCAGCCAGAUGGCGCAGCGCAAAAUCCGGGACAUCCUGGCCCAGGUGAAGCAGCAGCAUCAGAAGGGACAAAGCGGCCAGCUGCAAGCGAGGAGGAAAUGAGAGCAGCACUGACACCAAUGUGAAAAGUGGAACAAGCCAAUGCCAGGCUUAAGAGUGGCUGGGAAUCAGUUACCAUAGACAGAUGCAAUUGUUUUCAUUAACUGGUCGACACUAAAAGGCAGUUUGAUUGGCUUUCAAGGCAAGAGGGACGGGGCUAAGAACCAGACCGCACCAUCUGACCCAUUUUUAGCUCCAUGUGCUGACACUGUACUGAACUGAAACGGGAGGUGCUGUGGGGCUGGGGGAUGGAGCCCAACACCAGGCACUGCACUC